GCGGAAGCGGGCAGGCACGGCUAUGGCGGCGGCAGGCGUGGGGCAGCAGUGGGUGCUGGUGGAGAUGGUGCAGGCCUUCUAUGAGGCUCCUACUUACCAUCUAAUUUUAGAAGGAAUUCUAAUUCUGUGGAUAAUCAGACUUCUUUUCUCCAAGACAUACAAACUUCAAGAACGAUCUGAUCUAACACCUAAGGAAAAAGAAGAGUUGAUUGAAGAAUGGCAGCCAGAGCCCCUUGUACCUCCUGUGCCAAAAGAUCACCCAGCUCUCAACUACAACAUUGUUUCAGGUCCUCCCACCCAUAUAAUCACUGUUAAUGGCAAGGAAUGUAUAAACUUUUCAUCUUUUAACUUUCUUGGGCUUUUGGAUAAUGAAAAGGUCAAGAGUGCAGCCCAGGCAUCUCUCAAGAAAUAUGGUGUGGGCACUUGUGGACCUCGGGGAUUCUAUGGUACUUUUGAUGUGCACUUGGAAUUAGAAGAACGGCUAGCAAAAUUCAUGAGGACAGAGGAAGCUAUUAUUUACUCAUAUGGAUUUGCAACAAUUGCUAGUGCUAUUCCUGCAUAUUCAAAAAGAGGGGACAUUGUGUUUGUAGAUGAAGCUGCCUGCUUUGCUAUUCAGAAGGGAUUACAAGCAUCUCGCAGUAACAUAAAAUUAUUUAAGCAUAAUGAUAUGGCUGACCUUGAACGACUAUUGAAAGAACAAGAAAUUGAAGAUCAAAAGAAUCCUCGCAAGGCUCGUGUAACUCGAAGAUUUAUUGUAGUGGAAGGAUUGUAUAUGAACACAGGAGAUGUUUGCCCUCUUCCAGAACUGAUAAAAUUGAAAUAUAAAUACAAAGUUAGAAUAUUUUUGGAGGAGAGCCUUUCCUUUGGAGUUCUUGGAGAACAUGGAAGAGGAAUUACUGAACACUUUGGAAUAAAUAUGGAUGACAUAGAUCUUAUUAGUGCAAACAUGGAAAAUUCACUGGCUUCUAUUGGAGGAUUUUGCUGUGGGAGAUCUUUUAUUAUUGACCAUCAGCGAUUGUCUGGUCAAGGCUACUGCUUUUCUGCAUCCCUACCUCCUUUGUUAGCUGCUGCUGCUAUUGAGGCUCUGAAUAUUAUGGAAGAUAAUCCAGAUAUUUUUCAGACUCUCCGGGCUAAAUGUGAACGAAUUCACAAAGCUUUACAAGGAAUUUCAGGCCUAAAGGUAGUGGGAGAAUCUUUUUCUCCAGCAUUGCACCUACAGCUGAAAGAGAGCUGUGGAUCUCGAGAAGAUGAUGUGAAGAGACUCAAAAGAGUUGUAGAUUAUUGCAUGAACAGUGGUAUUGCAUUAACUCAAGCUCGCUAUCUGGAAAAAGAAGAAAAAUGUCUUCCUCCACCCAGUAUUCGAGUAGUAGUAACAGUGGAACAAACAGAAAAAGAACUGGACAAGGCUGCAUCACUAAUAAAGGAAGCUGCACAGUCUGUAUUGAAUUAGGCUGCUAUUUCGCAUUUUUCUUUCUUUAAGUUAUCAGGUUAAAUGUUUCACACUGUAUAGUGACCUUGGUUCUGAUAUUCAAGUUCUUCCACUGAUGACAUUGAAACCAAAUGACAAUUUUUUUCCAGAAGGGUGGAAAUGCAGUGAGGAGAAGAAUGGUGAAUUCUGGAACUGGUUAAUGACGAGGUGCACUUGCAACUCAGACUCUGCCAUAUAUUAGAAUUCCUUAAAAUUGCAUACAGAGGUCUUUCAUAAGUUGCACCUUAAAGUUUUAAGUGUAUUUCUUCAAAUGCUGAAACAUUGUCAAAAACCUACUUGAACAUUCUGGUUUCCCAAAAAAAACAAAACAUCUAAAAUUUGUAAUUUUCUCUGCAUAUCCUCAGAAUCCAAGGAAUUGCCCCUCAAAUGAAGACAGACUGUUCCUAAUAGUGCCAAAAGGGAGAGAGUAACACAUUAAGAAAAAAAUUUGUGCUAUGUUACAUUUAUUAGGAACUUAAAGAAGCAUUUGAAAUUCUUUUUUGUUGUAUAUUUCUCUAACCAUUUUUGGAAGCCAGUUUUUAAGAAUGCCUGGCCAGAGAAUUCAGUAUCUAAGUGGUAAAUUUGUUAUUAAAUACUAUUUGCUUCCUAUAUUUCUUAUGCGUGUUUGAUAUUAUGGGUAAGGUUUUUCAUAUUAUUAACCUGAAGACAUCUAAGCUGAAACCUGAAUUGUUACACUGCUGUUAAUUCCAUUACAGUAUGCUCAGUCAGGGGCACUUCACAUUGCUAAUGACUCCUCUUCGACACUGGUGUUAAGAGUGAACCAAGGGUUUUGAAACAGCAGCUAACUUCAGUCAGACUACUCUGAAGCACUAAAAUUGUGUGUGCUAAGUUUUCUGUCUAAACUGUGAUACAUUAAAGGGGAAGAUUCACAGAUGGCUAAUAAGGGUUUUGAUUAUGUAAAUACUACUGAAACACAACUCAAUAUGUGCAUAUAAAAUCCCCACGUAAAUGGAUAUUUGGAGCUUAUGCUGCAAAGAUUUUCAGUAAGCACAGAUGGACAUUACACAGAUGGACAUGUUACAUCAAGCAGAGGAAACUGCAGUUUGUAAGGAAGAACAACAGUAUGCUAUACCUUUUUAUAAAUAAAAGCUGUGUCUGUGUGUUUCAGGAUUUUGCUCUAAGAAUGUCUGUUUAUAAUUUUUAUAUUCUUCCUGGCAUAUAUUCUGGGUUGUUUGUACUUAGGUGUUGUUUUGGUUGCUGCUAUGUGGACUACAAGGACUAUUUCUGAGAAGCAUCUUUGUUUAAUUAAAAAAUUAAUCAGGUUUGA
Molecule: messenger RNA, 2756 nt
Organism: Pogoniulus pusillus (Red-fronted tinkerbird)
Lineage: Eukaryota; Metazoa; Chordata; Aves; Piciformes; Lybiidae
Gene: SPTLC1
Product: serine palmitoyltransferase long chain base subunit 1
Exons: 15
Coding region: 23-1450 (475 amino acids)
Biological process (GO): sphingosine biosynthetic process; ceramide biosynthetic process
Cellular component (GO): endoplasmic reticulum
Molecular function (GO): pyridoxal phosphate binding; serine C-palmitoyltransferase activity
Source: RefSeq, a predicted model, not a curated record